Molecule: messenger RNA, 1680 nt
Organism: [Candida] anglica
Lineage: Eukaryota; Fungi; Ascomycota; Pichiomycetes; Serinales; Debaryomycetaceae
Source: the annotation of a GenBank genome assembly
AUGGGGAUAACAAAUUAUUUUAGAAGGCCGAGCGCCACAUCUAGUGAAAGUCAAAGUCUGUAUGAAGGUGGUGCCUCAGUUGAGAAACAUGAAGGAACAAAAGUUGAAAUCAGUGAUGAAUUAAAUUCAUUCACUUCACAGAAACUUGAUCAUGUUUUCCAGGAUCCUGCUGUUGCAGACUAUUACCGUUCGCUUUAUCAAAGUACUGAUUAUGAAUGCAAGGACUAUUUCGAUCCAGAAUUCACUUGGACUCCACAAGAAGAACGAAAGACUGUAUGGAAGAACGAUUGGUAUGUUUGUUUCUGGGCAUUUAUCAUGUUUACCUCAUUAGAUAUUGAUCGUUAUAACAUUUCUCAAGCAUUGGCUGAUAAUAUGUUGGGAGACUUGAAGUUAACUACAAAUGAUUUUAAUUUGGGUAAUACAAUUAAUUUGGUUUGCUUUUUAGCAUCUGAAUUACCAUCGCAAUUACUUUCUAAAUGGAUUGGUCCAGAUAUUUGGAUUCCUAUGCAGAUGAUAUUAUGGAGUGUAGUAUCCAUGUCACAAGCUUCUAUGACUGGUAAAACUGGUUUUUAUAUUACUAGAGGAUUAGUUGGGGCACUUCAAGGUGGGUUUAUCCCAGAUGUUUGUCUUUGGAUGUCUUAUUUCUAUACUUCUAAGGAACUACCAACAAGAUUAUCAUUAUUUUACAUUGCUAAUCCGUUAAGUUCUAUUUGGUCAAGUUUAUUGGCAUUUGCCCUUUUAAAAAUUAAGACAAAGGGAAUUAGUGAAGGUUGGAGAUGGUUAUUCCUUCUUGAAGGAACUGUCACUUUAAUUGUUGGUAUUACGUCAUUUUUCAAAAUGCCUGCAUCGGUAGUUCAAACUAAAGCUUGGUAUCGUAAAAAUGGUUGGUAUACUGAGAGAGAAGAGAAGCUUAUUGUUAAUAAGGUAUUAAGAGAUGACCCUCAAAAGGGUGAUAUGCACAAUAGACAACCAGUCGGACCUUCAGAAUUGGCUAGAUCAAUUUUAGAUUAUGAUUUGUGGCCAAUAUACGUUAUAAGACUCUUGGGGGAUAUUGGAACUUUACCUAUUUCAACAUAUAUGACAUUGACAUUAAGGAAAUUGGGAUUUUCCACAUUUAAAACUAAUGCCUUGACUAUUCCAUAUAAUGUCUUGACAAUCAUUUCAAUGGUAACUACAGGUUAUUUAUCCGAAGUAUUCAAUCAGCGGGCUAUGGCCAUGAUUAUUACUCCUAUUUGGGUGUUGGCAGGGUUAUUCCCCUUACGAUACUGGUCAGGUUCACAAAAGGAUAUCUGGGGAACUUACGGUCUUUUAACUAUAUUAUUGGGACAUACCCAACUUUGGCCACUUUCAAUUUCAUGGUGUUCUGCCAAUUCUAAUUCGGUAAGAUCAAGAGCAGUUUCUGCGGCCAUUGUCAACAUGUUUUCACAAUCUUCUAACAUAAUUUCAGCAAAUCUUUAUCGUCAAGAUGAUGCACCAAUGUAUCAUAGAGGUAAUGAGCAAUUGAUUGGUAUUGCAUUUGGCGCCCUUGCUGCUUGUAUUCUUGCUAAAGUCUAUUACAUCCAAAGAAAUAAAUAUAAGGAUAGAAAAUGGAAGGCUAUGACAACAGAAGAGCAAGAGGAAUACAUAAGAACUACAAAUGAUAUUGGGAAUAAGAGAUUGGAAUUUAGGUUUGUUCAUUGA